Molecule: messenger RNA, 1641 nt
Organism: Sorghum bicolor (sorghum)
Lineage: Eukaryota; Viridiplantae; Streptophyta; Magnoliopsida; Poales; Poaceae
Product: probable NADH kinase
Exons: 5
Coding region: 376-1368 (330 amino acids)
Biological process (GO): NAD+ metabolic process; NADP+ biosynthetic process
Molecular function (GO): NAD+ kinase activity
Source: RefSeq, a predicted model, not a curated record
CGGUUCACUCACCUGAUCAGUGACGACGGUCGAGAGGGAAAGGAACAGAUCGAUGGCGCCGUCGCUUUCGCUCCGAUCCGGCGGCGGAGGCGGCGGUCGCCGAGUCUCAACUCGAUCUCAAGACGAGGGCGCGGGUGGAGUCGAGUCGGGGCCGAGCACCUUGGUAAUCUCGUGUGUAGCGGGCCCAGAUGUCGGUGAGUCUUGAGUUCCCCAUCUUUUGGGCCGAACCGAAUCACCCAGCUUUUGGACGGGUGCCUCCGGUGCCCAGAGUCCGGAGCAUUUCCGACUGGCCUCCGCACAGACUCCACCGCGCAAGUGACGACAAGGCGUCGCCACCACCGCUGCCGCCACGGCUCGCCGUCAGACCAGGCUCCAAUGGCGCGCCGCCGCGUGCUGCUCUUCCUCAAGCCCUUCGACGUAUACCCUCCCCGCCCGUACGUCGGGGCCGCGGCCUCCUCUCCCACCUCUGCGCCCUCGACGCCGCCGCAACCGCGCGCCGCCAGCCCCAAGAUCCUGAGCUAUCUGGAUGAUAGGUGCAGAGUUCACAAGGACACAAUUGAUCUUUGCCAGAGUGUCUUGCAGCGCAAGUCCCUUGACUGGAUUUCUGUGCAGCGCAAUCAUUUGUCUCAGCCAAUACGUGAUGUGGAUCUUGUGAUUGCUGUUGGCGGCGAUGGCACCCUUCUCCGGGCUAGCCAUUUUUUGGAUAGCUCAGUUCCUAUAUUGGGUGUUAAUUCAGAUCCUACUUGUACUAAGGAGGUUGAGGAGCUAACUGAUGAAUUUGAUGCAAGGAGGAGCACAGGGUAUCUUUGUGCAGCUACUGCAGGAAACUUUGAACAGAUACUUGAUGCAACGCUUGAUGGCAGUAGGCGCCCUUUGGAGCUGUCAAGGAUAUCGGUGAAACUAAAUGGAAUUCAGCUGCCGACUUAUGCUCUGAAUGAUAUAUUGGUGUCACACCCUUGUCCAGCAAGUGUGUCACGCUUCUCAUUUAGGAAAAGGAACAAUAUGGGAGAGACCUCGCGUUUAAUUAAUUGUAGAUCAAGUGGUCUGAGGGUCUCAACAGCUGCUGGAUCAACUGCUGCCAUGCUAUCAGCUGGAGGAUUUAUGAUGCCAUUAUCAAGCCGUGAACUUCAGUAUAUGAUAAGGGAGCCAAUUUCUCCAACAGAUGCUGACAAACCAAUGCUCCAUGGUUUUCUAAAGCAAGAGCAACACAUGCUUGUUGUAUGGUACAAUCAAGAGGGUGCUGUUUAUGUUGAUGGUUCACAUGUAGUGCAUUCAAUUCAGCAUGGGGACUCACUUGAGAUAUCCUCAGAUGCUCCAACCUUAAAAGUUGUUUUGCCAGAACAUUUGCUGAAGAAGGCACCUGAAUAGUGAAAUAACAAUGUUUAUGUGAUGUUCCUUAUCGAUUUUAUAUGAUAUAGGAGUUGAUCAGUGAGCUGAGUUAUUGGGUGCUUAAGCGAUAUCAAUUCAUGUUCAUGUAGUGACUGACAGUUAAAUGCUAUCAGAUGAAGCAUUAAUGAAAAAUUUGUGAGCUUUUAUUUGUAAAUAAAAGCGAAAGAAGGGUCAGAGCUCAGAGACAAUAGGGAGCUUCCAGUGCUGUACCAUGGUCAGCAUCUUAAUGAUUUGAAGUGGAUGCUACUAAAA